Molecule: messenger RNA, 1128 nt
Organism: Aplosporella prunicola CBS 121167
Lineage: Eukaryota; Fungi; Ascomycota; Dothideomycetes; Botryosphaeriales; Aplosporellaceae
Exons: 5
Coding region: 1-1128 (375 amino acids)
Biological process (GO): cyanide catabolic process
Molecular function (GO): cyanide hydratase activity
Source: RefSeq, a predicted model, not a curated record
AUGACUGCUCCUCUCACCAAGUUCAAGGCCGCCGCCGUCACCUCCGAGCCCGGUUGGUUCAACCUGGAGCUCAGUGUCCAGAAGACCAUCCACUGGAUCAACGAGGCCGGCAAGGCGGGAUGCAAGCUUGUUGCGUUCCCCGAAGUCUGGAUCCCGGGCUACCCCUACUGGAUGUGGAAGGUCAACUACCAGCAGUCGCUGCCUAUGCUCAAGGCGUACCGCGAGAACAGCCUCAAGGCCAACUCUGAGGAGAUGCGCCGCAUCCGUAGGGCCGCGAGGGACAACAAGAUCUUCGUCUCGCUCGGUUUCUCCGAGAUCGACUUCGCCACCCUGCACAUCUCGCAGGUCAUGAUCGACCCGGCGGGCGAGAUCAUCAACUUCCGCCGCAAGAUCAAGCCCACGCACGUCGAGAAGCUCGUCUACGGCGAUGGCGCCGGCGACACCUUCCAGUCCGUCGUCGAGACCGAGCUCGGCCGCGUUGGCCAGCUCAACUGCUGGGAGAACAUGAACCCCUUCCUUAAGUCUCUCAACGUCUCUGCUGGCGAGCAGGUCCACAUUGCCGCGUGGCCCGUCUACCCCGAGGCUGCGACCCUCAAGUACCCCGACCCUGCCACCAACGUUGCCGAUCCCGCCUCGGACCUCGUCACGCCCGCGUACGCCAUCGAGACGGGCACCUGGGUCCUGGCUCCCUUCCAGCGCGUCACCCAGGAGGGUGUCAAGAUCAACGCGCCCCCCGGAGCCGAGCUCGAGGACUGCGCCAUCUACAACGGCCACGCCCGCAUCUUCCGCCCCGACGGCACGUGCGUGUCCAAGCCCGACAAGGACUUUGACGGCCUGAUGUUCGUCGACAUCGACCUGAACGAGAGCCACCUCACCAAGGCCCUCGCCGACUUCGGUGGCCACUACAUGCGCCCCGACCUGAUCCGUCUGCUCGUCGACACGCGCCGCAAGGAGCUCGUCACCGAGGUUGACCAGCAGGGCGGCAUCGGCGUCUACUCGACGCUGGAGAAGGUUGGCCUGCACCUGCCGCUCGACCCUCCCAAGGAGGAGCAUCCCGGCCUUGUCGGCGCGACCAAGCAGACCAACAACGGCAAGCCCGACGCGGCCAAGUUUGGCGGCAAGAUCUAA